AUGGUACCUGUUUCAUUUCUAAGUUGUAGUAGUCCUUUAAUGAAUUUAAAUAAGUUGUUAGUGACUAUAUCUGCACCUGGGGUCGGUACAUAUUUCACUAAAGUAAAGAUGUUGAUUAAUAUAAUAUGUCGUCAUUGGUGGUAUUGGUUUAAACUGAUAUCAGUAGCAGUAAUAUCACUAUUAAUAAUUAACAGUAUGACUAUAUUAGAUAAUUAUGAUAUUAUAACAGUACCAGCAUCUACAGAUGAUAAACAGACUAGAAGAAUAGCUGCUAAAGACAAUUGGAUUAUAAUGGAUAAUACAGAUAUUAAUAUUAAUCAUAUGAAACUAUUAGAUGAUAGACAAGAUUGGUCAGCUCUUGUCAUGGAUACUACUAAAUCUAGAAAGACCUUAAAGUGUAAUAAUUGUCGGUCUCGAGAAUCAAUGGAUGGGGUGCUUGAAGCAAUCAAAAAUAAUGCUAAAUUUAUCUAUUAUUCUGAUAAUGCUUUUACUGUAGAAGAAGAGCUACCAAAAUUAAAAUUGACUCCAUUGUUUUACGGAAUGGACUAUACCGGAAACGCCUCCAGUUUUAAUAUUGAAGCCCAUUUUAAGAACUCGCACAAGGCGUCAGCAGUCAGUCAAAACCUGAACUCACACUACCGACUUGGAGGUUUGAAAACACCAAUGAUCCAAACCUUUGUACCAGAAGAGAUGUUAUUAAAUGCUGGAGAAAGUACAGAAAAUAUUGAUAAACAAGCACCACCAAUUAUUCUACCGAAAGAUUACUAUCAUCCAUUUUCACUCAAGGGAACAUUAUAUUUUUAUGAUACGUUUUGGGCAUUAGCGCCAGUCGAUAUGCAGUAUUAUACCGUAUGGUCUAUGAUGAUAGAAAAGUUGUUGGAAGAGCUGGCAAGCGAAGUAGGAUUCAUGGCACCAAGGAAAGCUCGGUCUUUAGUUAGGUAUGAACAAAUGAAUACCCAGAAAAUACUGGAAAUAACUACAGUAUUAAACCAAUGGAUCUGCUUGCCAGGAGCACCGUUUUUCAAAUGUAUAGAACUACUAUCAUAUCACAUGACAACAGCUGGACAAUUUCCCGAUGAAGCCAGUGGCAUGAUAAAGAAUUUCAUUAAAACUUUAACUAGAGUUGGAUAUAAAGAACCAGCGAGGGUGUUUCCAAACCUACCACGACCGUUCGUACCACCACUGAACCAGAUUAUAUACUGGCCUGCUGCUAGGGUUGAUAGAAGUCUGAGUAAAAUGAAUAUGUCUAUAGCACCAAUGUGUGUCGGAGGAACAGGUACAUGUCAAGAGGUUGGAAGAACUAAUGGCGGUAAAAUCCCUACCUAUGAUAAUCUGUUACUAGUGGUAGUAUUCAAUAGACCAGGACAUUAUGGUGUUGUAGACUAUCUAGAAAGGAUGUAUAGGCCAUUCUUUCCACAAAUGAUUUAUUGUGGCCACGAUAUGAAUAACUUCCUCUCCAUCUAUAAUCUCUUGAAUAAAAAACUCUCUUUUAUUGAAGUAGAUUUUAAUUUAGGGCAAUAUGGAUACGAAUGUCUUCAGAAAGCCAUGCAGAUGAACUUUGAUGUUGAUGGAUAUAUUCAUUUAAGUGACGAUGUUUUACUCAAUGUUUGGAAUGUAGCAGAACUUCCAAAAGACAAACUAUGGUUUCAGAAAAAUAUGAGAAUAGCCCACUUUAUUAUGCACGUAGUUCCAGAUAUAUGGAAGCAUCCUCACUGGGGUCCAUGGACUACUGUGUACGGUCGAACUGCUGCCAAAGCCGCCAUUGCGUCACUCAUAAACUUGUCUUAUUUGGAAACCCGCGCCAAAGAGUUUAUGUUUAUGUUGUCGACUAAUGUUGGUGGUUUUGACAGAGUUUAUUACGAAGCUUCGGACAUAUUUUAUGUUCCCAAAAGAUUUGCUCAAGAUUUUAUUUACUUUGCUAGUGUGUUUGAUGCUGCUCAUGUUCACUUAGAGAUAGCUGUUCCUACUAUUUUUAAUGGUUUAGAUUUAAAUGAGAAUAUUGUAACAAUGAAUGGCUCUUAUUUGUGGUACCAAGAUCGUAAUUUGUAUCAAUUGAAAUAUAACUAUAAAGAUAUUUACAUGCAUUCUAUGAAAUUAGCUCCAUGUAUUGCUGAUGCUACUUGUCAAAAAUUUAUUUGUCAACGUUAUAUUCCUUGUCUAUAUUCUUCUUAGUAUUAAAUUAUUAAUUUU
Messenger RNA from Lottia gigantea (owl limpet), 2190 nucleotides. RefSeq lists its product as hypothetical. The coding region runs from base 1 to 2172 and encodes 723 amino acids. The record is from RefSeq and is a predicted model, not a curated record. The transcript is spliced from 5 exons. NCBI's taxonomy places the organism in Eukaryota, Metazoa, Mollusca, Gastropoda, Lottiidae.